This is a messenger RNA of Otolemur garnettii (small-eared galago), 7458 nucleotides long. It is a transcript of the gene SCAF11, whose product is annotated as SR-related CTD associated factor 11. NCBI's taxonomy places the organism in Eukaryota, Metazoa, Chordata, Mammalia, Primates, Galagidae. The coding region runs from base 470 to 4822 and encodes 1450 amino acids. Gene Ontology annotation, biological process: spliceosomal complex assembly. The transcript is spliced from 16 exons. The record is from RefSeq and is a predicted model, not a curated record. Gene Ontology annotation, molecular function: RNA binding.
UGGUGAGGGGAGGAGGGAGACGCACGGGUUGGGGGGGAGGAAGCUAGACAAGGCGAGGGAAGGGGGAGCAGCGGUGGCGCAAGCCGCGCGGAGCAGCUCAACUCGGUCUCUGCUUCGCCGUCCCCUCCCGACCUGGUCAGCGAAGCCGGUGCCCCAGCACCCCGGAACACCUUGAAGCGAUCAGAGGAGUCCAUGUUGGGGAACUUGGCGGCACAGUGACGGGGCCCUUAGACGUCAGCGGAGGGGCCGCCGCCGCCGGAGCAAGCGCCUGGACCUCGGCCUGAGUUUCCUGGGACCCUCUUCUGCCCUUUGGCCAAAAAGCUUGCUGUGCAUUUACUUCAUUUCCCAUUCUGUGUCUGGAUCUUAGGAAGACAAAGGGGAGAAAAAUCAAGAAGUUGGUCCAGAGUUUCUUCAUUUGGAAACGGUUUUCCAAAGAGAAAUAAAGAAGAAAACUGUAUAUACCCUAAACAUGGGCGAUAAAGAGUAUGAAGAUACAGAAGGUGAAGAAAAUAGAGAUGAUAUUGCUACCACUGGUCCUUUGUACAGUGAAGCUGACAGAUGUCCAAUAUGUCUUAAUUGCCUGGUAGAGAAGGAAGUUGGUUUUCCAGAAAGUUGCAAUCAUGUGUUCUGUAUGACCUGUAUUCUUAAAUGGGCAGAGACUCUGGCUUCAUGUCCUAUUGACCGAAAACCUUUUCAGGCCGUGUUUAAAUUCAGUGCAUUGGAAGGUUGUAUUAAGGUUCAAGUAAAAAGACAGUUGAGAGAAACAAAAGACCAGAAAAAUGAAAACUCUUCUAAGAAACAACUCCCCUGUCAUGAAAAUUUUAAAUGCUGUAUAAGAAAAAAAGCCAUCAUAAGAGAAGAUCUAUUAAGUGAAAAAUGUUAUGGCUUAAAGAUGAUACAUAGAAACUCUUCAGACAUUGGAGCAGAACGAAAGGAAAAUGAAGCAAUAAAGAUAUAUAAGCCUCAAAGAUCAAAUCGAUGUUCAAGUCAUUGCUUCAGAAAUUUUUUCUCCAAUAUAUUUUCUUCUAGUAGUCAAACUGGAGAAUCUUCUUUUACCCGUAGAGCUUAUUGUACAGAAUUUAUAGAAGUCAAUGAAAUCAGUGCACUGAUUAGGCAGAAGAGACAGGAACUGGAAUUAUCAUGGUUUCCUGAUACAUUACCUGGGAUCGGAAGAAUUGGUUUUAUACCCUGGAAUAUUGAAACGGAAGUUCUGCCUCUCAUUUCUUCUGUGUUACCAAGAACUAUUUUUUCAACAAGUACCAUAUCUUUAGAAAAUUUUGGUACUUCUUGCAAGGCAUUAGCACAUACCCAAGAAGGAGAAGAAAAGAAGCAAACUUCUGGUACAUCGAAUACCAGAGGGUCAAGACGAAAACCUGCAGCAACAACUCCUACAAGGAGAUCUACACGCAACAUGAGAGCUGAAACAGUCAGUCAGUCUCCAAAAUCCCCAGUAUCAAGCAGUUCAGGGUGUGAUGCCCCAGGUAACAGUAAUCCAUCUGUAAGUGUUUCCUCUUUAGCUGAGUCAGAAAAGCAAACAAGACAAGCUCCAAAACGGAAGACUCUGAGAAGAGGAAGAAAACCACCUUUGUUGAAAAAGAAGCUUCGAAGCUCUGUACCUCCAUCUGGAAAAUCAUCUUCCAAUGAUUCAGUAGAUGAAGAAACAACCGAAUCUGACAUAUCAUCCAUGUUAGAAAAAGAGCGCCAAUCAGAUGUAGAAAGUAGUAACACUUGUCCUGUGCAGACAGAUGUAGAGAACCAGUCUAAUUGCUUGAAAAGUUUCAGUGAACAAAUAGACAGUGUGAAACAUACUGAGAAUAAUAAUGUAGAAGAAAAAGUAGAAUCUUUAUAUUCUGAAUCUUGUACUCAGGAGCCUCCUGUGCUAGUUGGAGAGGAAGAGGAAAUUCAAAAACUGGAGGCUACAGAUAGAGAUGCUAAUGUUUUGUGUUUAGAAAAUGAGAUUUCUGAAAAUAUUUUUGAAAAAGGGGAUGAUCUGAUAGAAAAUCAAGACCAGAUAUCUGGACCUUCAAAGUCAGAGGUAGAAGCAGAUAUGUGUAUAGAUCCUCCUGCAAAUGAUUUUCUGAUAUAUACAGCAUCUGAAAGUGAAGUACACCAACCUGAAUCUAGUCCCCUAGGUGAGUUACCUGAGACCAUAGAGUCCGUGGUUAAAGAAGAAAAAAUGAGAGAGAAUCCCAUAGUAGAAAUUAUUAAUCAUAAAGAUGCUACAGUAAAAAUAGAAGAGCUUGUAGAGAGCCCCAAGUUAGAGUCUUUUCAGGGUGAAAUUAUACAAACAGCAGACAAAAAAUCUAUUGAGAACCUAGAGGUUCAAUUGCUUGGGCAUGUUAAAAUUGAUGAUGAUGCAGAAGUAAUUGCAACAUGUGAUACUUCCAGGAAUGAAAACAUCAAUAAUACUCCAGGUUCUGAAAAUAACCUAUUAAAAAAUGAUCUUCUUAACACCAAGUUGGAAGAAUCUUUGGAAGAAAAGAGUGAAUCUCUGAUUGAACAUCCUAGCUCCACAGAGUUGCCUAAAACACACAGUGAACAGAUUCAGAAGCAUUUUAGUGAGGACAACAAUGAAAUGAUACCUAUGGAGUGUGAUUCAUUUUGCAGUGACCAAAAUGAAUCUGAAAUUGAACCAUCUGUAAAUGCUGAUUCUAAACAAUUAAACGAAAACUCUGUGGCAUACAGUUCUGAAAAUAAUGUCCCAUCUUUUGGUCCUACAAAUGAAAAGAUUGAACCUAUAUCUCAACAAUCUAACAGCUCAGUAGAUAUAACAGAUAAAGCUAAAAAGCCUCGUACUCGAAGAUCUAGAUUUCAUUCCCCAUCUACAACUUGGUCUCCCAACAAAGAUGCGACACAAGAAACGAAGCGGUCCCAGUCUCCAUCUCCCAAAAGAGAAACUGGAAAAGAAAGCAGGAAGUCUAAGUCACCAUCUCCUAAGAAAGAAUCUGUCAGAGGACGGAGAAAAUCCCGCUCGCAGUCUCCAAAAAAGGAUAUUGCAAGAGAAAGGAGGCGAUCUCAGUCUCAGUCUCCAAAAAGAAAUAGUACUAGGGAAGGCAAAAGAUCUGAAUCACCUUCCCCAAGAAGAGAUACUUCUAGAGAGAACAGAAGAUCUCAGUCAAGAGUGAAAGAUUCCUCUCCUGGAGAAAAAUCCAGGUCCCGGAGCAGAGAGAGAGAAAGCGAUAGAGAUGGACAGAGGAGAGAUCGAGAAAGAGAAAGGAAGACCAGAAGGUGGUCUAGGUCCCGAUCUCAUUCUAGGUCUCCUGCAAGAUCCAGAGCAAAAAGUAAGAGUUCAUCGUUUUGUAGAAACGACAGAGAGAGUUACUCACCCUGGUGGAAGGAAAGAUGGACAAAUGAUGGUUGGAGAUGUCCACGAGGAAAUGAUCGGUACAGAAAGAAUGACCCAGAGAAACAGAAUGAAAAUACAAGAAAAGAAAAGAAUGAUUUUAAUCCAGAUGUGGAGGAUCCAAAUUCUGCUGACAAAUAUAGAAAUGACUGUCCUAAUUGGGUAACAGAAAAAAUAAAUUCUGGGCCUGAUCCAAGGACCAGACAUCCAGAAAAGUUGAAAGAGUCUCAUUGGGAAGAAAAUAGAAAUGAAAAUUCAGGGAAUUCUUGGAAUAAAAACUUUGGUUCAGGUUGGAUGUCAAACCGUGGUAGAGGAAACCGUGGACGAGGCACUUACAGAGGUAGUUUUGCCUAUACAGACCAACAUGAAAAUAGGUGGCAGAACCGCAAACCCCUCUCAGGGAAUUCAAAUAGUUCAGGGAAUGAGUCUUUCAAGUUUGUGGAACAGCAGCCCUAUAAACGAAAAACUGAGCAAGAGUUCUCAUUUGAUACACCUGCAGAUAGAUCGGGGUGGACUUCUGCAUCUAGUUGGGCUGUGAGAAAGACUCUGCCAGCAGAUGUACAAAACUAUUAUUCACGACGAGGCAGGAAUUCUUCAGGUCCACAAUCGGGAUGGAUGAGACAAGAGGAAGAGACAACUGAACAGGAUUCUAACCUGAAAGACCAAACAAACCAACAAGUUGAUGGUUCUCAGCUACCUAUAAAUAUGAUGCAACCACAAAUGAAUGUAGUGCAGCAACAGAUGAACGCACAGCAGCAGCCUAUGAAUAUUUUCCCAUACCCAGUGGGUGUUCACGCUCCCUUGAUGAACAUCCAGCGUCAUCCAUUUAACAUUCACCCUCAGCUACCCUUGCAUCUCCACACAGGAGUGCCUCUUAUGCAGGUAGCUGCUCCUGCCAGUGUAUCUCAGGGACUGCCACCACCACCGCCUCCUCCCCCACCCUCCCAACAAGUCAGCUACAUUGCUUCACAACCAGAUGGAAAGCAAUUGCAGGGUAUUCCUAGUUCUUCUCAUAUAAGUAAUAACGUGAGCACACCAGUCUUGCCUGCUCCGACAGCAGCCCCAGGAAAUGUGGGAACGGUUCAGGGACCAAGUUCUGGUAAUACUUCGUCAUCAACUCACAGCAAAGCCUCUAAUGCUGCUGUAAAAUUGGCAGAAAGCAAAGUAAGUGUUACUGUGGAAGCCAGCGCAGAUAGCUCGAAGACAGACAAGAAACUGCAAAUUCAAGAAAAAGCAGCACAGGAGGUAAAAUUGGCCAUUAAGCCAUUUUACCAAAAUAAAGACAUCACGAAGGAAGAAUAUAAAGAAAUUGUACGGAAAGCAGUAGAUAAAGUUUGUCAUAGUAAGAGUGGAGAAGUAAAUUCUACUAAAGUGGCAAAUCUGGUUAAAGCCUAUGUAGACAAAUACAAAUAUUCACGGAAGGGAAGCCAAAAGAAAACUCUGGAAGAACCUGUGUCUACUGAGAAAAACGUAGGCUGAAUGGGGGAGCGCUAUAAAGGACAUUAUCAAGAAAUCUGCAAAGUGCAAUUUCAACGUGUACCAUUAACUCAAAAUCAGACAUAACUGUGAUUGAAAUUUGGUUUUGAUAAAAUUAUUUUUUUUAACAUAGGAUAUAAUGUUUUGUUCUAAAUAAAUAUAGUUCUGCACUGCAACUUCUAUAUUAUUCCUUCCCUCCCCCUGAAAAGAAAAUUUCAAGGGAAAGCAAAGGGUUUAAAGGAAUGUGCAUUUUUACUAGGACUGUCUUACAGUGUGGAUACUGGAAAUGUACAGCUUUUGAUUUAAAAAAAUGGAGUGCAUAAAUUAGAAACUUCUACGUGCACUGGUUUGGAAGAGAUAUAUAGAUAUAUAUAUAUAUACACACACAUAAAUGCAUUUAUUCUGUCAGGCUAAAAAAUAAAGUAUGAACUUUAUAUGAUUUUUCCCUUUAAUUAUAGAAAGUUAAAUAAUGUAUUACCAUGAAAAAUAGAAUUUCUAAUAUUAAGUAGAGCAUACCAAUUACAGUUCCUAAUGUGUAUUUUUACAGGACAUAUCUGAGUAAAUUGUUGAGAUAGGAAACAAAUUAUCAUGAGUAAAAUUUAGUGUUCAAAACUUUGAGAUACUCUUCACCUAUUGUGUGACCAAAUAAAGGUUAUGCUGCUUGUUUUUUCUUUUGUGCCUUUUUUCCUCUAUUGAGAUGAAGCUGUCUAAUUUGAUAGAUUACAAUGUUGGCAGUUCAAAGUCUUUGUUGAUGAUCAUUUUGGAAAAAGUGUUGAUUUGGCAGAGAUCAUGUUUCUUCAUAAUAGCUUCUACACAUCAGAGAUGAUAAAUUUGUGCCAACCACAGAAUUGCUAUUAAGUUGUGACUCUUUUCCUCCUUGGGACUGAGGUGGAAUUUCCAGACUCACUGCACUGGCUUCAGGUUGUUGCUCAUCUAUCUAAUUGCUAAUGAAAUUUCUUCUCACACUCAAAUACUUGAAAGGAAUAAAGUGUAAUUUGGUGAUUAUAUGUUGGCUGUUAGCCAUAUUGCAAAAUUCUGGACAUUAAAACUUGUGUUUUGGAAGAGGAGAAAAUUGAAUAAUGAAGUCUUAGUUAGGUUUUCAGGGAUUAGGAAUUUGAUUAUUUUUUAAAACUAGAGUAUGUUAAUUUUCCUAAGAGGUAAGUCUAAAACGUUCAUAGCUCCAUUAUUUUAAUUGGCAUCUUGGAAGAAAACAUCGAGUUCUCUCCAUGAUAAACUUUCAUUCUAGUAACAAUUUUUAGUAGAUAACCAAAUAACUGGAAAGCCGUACAGGUAAGAUGUUAAUGGAUCCAAGGGAGAGACAUGUCUUGGUGAGAUAAACUGAUCCUUUUACUAGCUAAACAUUUUAGUGAGAACAGUAUACCCUCUAGGACUGUGCUUUCCUAAAGUAAAGAUUACCUGUUUCUUAAUUUUAUGUGCAUAAUACUUUGCUGGUGAUAGCUUUGAUAGGCAAAAUAUUUUGAAAUGUUGGCUUCAAUUAUGAUUGUGCUAGGCCAUAAGCUUUUUAGGUCAUGAUUAUAAUCCUAAAAAUACUUCCAAGCAGUUUUGGAUCUUCAUUCUACAUUUCUGGGCAUUUGUAAUAAUGGUUAUUUUACUGACAUAUGUAUUUUAAUUAAAUUUUUUGUUCAGAUUGUGUUGGGGAAAGAAGUUUGGAGUCUGUUUUGUCUAAGAAAUUUUAGAAUAUUAAGAGAGUGUUUCAAAUAUUCAACACACACCUCAGUUUGGUUUUUUUUUUUUUUUUUUUGGUUUAGAACUCUAGAAACAGUUGUAAGAACUUUAAAUCUAUUUUGUGUUAAAGCUGGUUCAUACUUUUCGUGCAUUUUUUUCCCACUGAUAUUUGCGAAUUUGUUGACAUUUUAAAAUUUGCUUAUACCAGUUAGCUUUUGCAAACAAAUUUUAAAGUUUUAGAGAAAAGCUGUGUGGUGUCAUCAAGAGUCGCACUCUCAUCUUUGGUAACACUCUCAUGAAUUGCUUCCACAUUUCUUGAAAAUAACAAGUGUGUGUCCUGUAUCUGAUUGGGGCACUGAUUAGUUUGCAUUUAAAAUAGCUAAUGAAGAAUAUUACUGGAUUAGAAUUCAACCUUUUCAAAUUCUGAAAUGUUUAAGAAUGUAUUAGAAGCAUGCUUUAUGUUGAAAAAAUAUGUUGCAUUAACAUUCCCCAUUCUUACAUUUUUAAAAAGAAAUUCACAUUAAUUUUGCAUGUGCUUUGAAUCAGAAACAUUUUGUGUGGUUACAUAUUGUUAUUUUUCGAGAUUCAGUAUUGACCUUUCAAACCUUGGUCCCUUUAACUUACUAGUCAUAUUGACCUAUGUUUUAGGCUGUAGAAUGACUAGAAUUUUGAGACAUAGUGGUUGUCUAUGAUUUUAACAUUCCUGAAAGUUUUGUGAUUUUUUUUGUUUGUUUGUUUUUGGUUAUUACCACAUUCUCUUUAUUACCUUCCUUUAAAUGGUUACAGUGUGUACAGUUUGUUCCAUCCAAAAGAUGUAGCUUCAGAAGCACAGGGCUUGCCCCAGGGUCCAUGAGACAUUGUUUGUAGAAUGAGGUUGGAGUGCUGUCUACUGAAAUAAUACUCUUAAUUAUGUAGUGUGUAAUAUUUUCUAAUAAAUUCUUUUGAUAAACAAA